AUCUCGAAUGCGACUCGACCUAAUCCCUCCCAUUUCCCCCCCCCCAAAGGUAAAGAAUCGACAACGCCAACGCGUCGUUCAACCGACUCCGAAUCGCGCUUUCCGUUGGGUUAAGUUAAGUAUUACACUUAACACCAAAAAGGAAUCGAAUUGCGAGUUGACUAAAAAAAAAAAUCGAAGAGAAUCGCCCGCUGGAGUCGACCCCGGAAGUGCGGCGGUGGGUGGCUUCAACCGACGAUGGCGGCCGCCGGCUCAUCCACAGCGGUGGCGGGGAGCGGUCGAGCGGAGUUCGUGGUGGGAGGGAAAUACAAACUGGUGAGGAAGAUUGGGAGCGGCUCCUUCGGAGACAUCUACCUGGCCAUGAACAUCACCACGGGAGAGGAAGUGGCUGUGAAGCUGGAAUCCCAGAAGGCUCGACAUCCUCAGCUGCUGUACGAGAGUAAGUUGUACAAGAUCCUGCAAGGAGGAGUGGGCAUUCCAAAUAUACGGUGGUUUGGACAGGAGCGUGAGUACAACGUGCUGGUGAUGGACAUUCUGGGUCCCAGCCUGGAGGAUCUCUUCAACUUUUGCUCACGGCGAUUCACCAUGAAGACCGUGCUGAUGCUGGCCGACCAGAUGAUCAGCAGAGUGGAAUAUGUUCACAACAAGAACUUCAUACACAGAGACAUCAAGCCGGACAACUUUCUCAUGGGGGUGGGGAGGCAUUGCAACAAGCUGUACCUCAUCGACUUUGGACUCGCCAAGAAGUAUCGAGACAGCCGAACCCGGCAGCACAUUCCAUACCGUGAGGAUAAAAACCUGACGGGCACAGCGAGAUACGCCUCCAUCAACGCUCACCUGGGGAUCGAGCAGAGCCGGCGUGACGACAUGGAGUCUCUGGGCUACGUGUUGAUGUACUUUAACCGCACCAGCCUACCUUGGCAGGGACUCAAGGCGGCCACUAAGAAACAGAAGUAUGAGAAGAUCAGUGAGAAGAAAAUGUCCACCCCAGUGGAGGUCCUGUGCAAGGGUUACCCGGCUGAGUUUUCGAUGUACUUGAACUAUUGCCGCGGCCUUCGUUUUGAGGAGACGCCGGACUACAUGUACCUGCGUCAGCUGUUCCGCAUCCUCUUCAGAACCCUGAACUACCAGUACGACUACAUGUUUGACUGGACCAUGCUGAAACAGAAGGGAGCCACUUCAACUCCCGGUUCCUCCACCAAUCCGAGUGGCUACCCAGAACGGUCCAAAAGCAAAGGAGGGCUCUGAUGGAGGUGGUGAUGCUGGCUACUGGUGGAGCAGCUCACCAAC
This is a messenger RNA of Petromyzon marinus (sea lamprey), 1290 nucleotides long. The record is from RefSeq and is a predicted model, not a curated record. NCBI's taxonomy places the organism in Eukaryota, Metazoa, Chordata, Hyperoartia, Petromyzontiformes, Petromyzontidae.